Phyllopteryx taeniolatus (common seadragon) is the source of this 1114-nucleotide messenger RNA. It is a transcript of the gene lamp3, whose product is annotated as lysosomal associated membrane protein 3. The transcript has 7 exons. NCBI's taxonomy places the organism in Eukaryota, Metazoa, Chordata, Actinopteri, Syngnathiformes, Syngnathidae. The record is from RefSeq and is a predicted model, not a curated record. Bases 79 to 834 code for a protein of 251 amino acids. Gene Ontology annotation, cellular component: membrane.
UUCAUGGUCUAACCACUGUGAUAGCAUCUCCACGAAGCCUGCCAUUAUUCUCGCAUUCUGUUUUACAUUUGUUUUAUAAUGGAAGGAGUUUACACAAGUGGAUGGCAUUUGCUUUUCCUGGCUGCGUUAGUUUCAGGUGUCCACUUAUUUGGAAAUGAUAAAUCAAUAAUUGGAGCUUCAAGUUUUGGGGGUCACAUCUACCGGGCAGUCCUGCACCCCACGGAGGUCCUCCCUCUGAUAGGAACCUAUAUAAUGAAAAACCCAGAGGGAGAACUAUGCAUCAAAGCUACUCUUGGAGCACAGUAUAUCGUCAUCAUACAGAAGAAGAGGUGGUUUUUCAACUUGGACCCUCUCAAGGUCCUGGCGAGCGGUUCCUGCCACAGGGAAUCAGCUGUCUUGUCUCUCACUCUACCUACGAAUGCUGCCAGCCUACAGUUCACUUUCAAAAAGGAAAAUAAUCUUUAUUAUGUCACCAAGCUGACAGCUUGGGUGACUCCUCAGCCUGUCUGCUUAGGAUGUGCUAAUAAGACUUAUUUGGGUUUGGUGUCACACGACAAGCUGUUUGCAGCAUCUUAUGGUCGAAGCUUUAGGUGCAAAUCUGGGAACGUGCUUCUGCCAUCUUCAGAAAUGAGUAUUAAGCUGGUACCUCUCCAGAUGCAGGCAUUCAGUAUGCCCAACGGACAAUAUGGAGAAGCGGAAGAGUGUUUGGCUGACUUUAACAAGAGGAUCAUCCCCAUUAUCCUUUUGGCCGUCGGGUUUGGCCUUUUGAUGAUUGCCAUCGUGACUUUCUUAUUGGUUAAAGAACAUCGCACACAUGGCUAUGAAAGGUUCUGAGAUCUCUCUGAAACCGUUCAUGUCAAAUAGCAUUUUGACAUUAUCUCUCAGUUAAAACUCCUGAAAUUAUGGACAAUGUUUGUAUAAUGCUGCGUCCCACCUCUCUACCAAUGUCAACUGGGAUAAACUCAAGCUCACCUUUCACCAUGAGGACAAGUGGUACAGAAAAUGGAUGGAUGUUUGUAUAAUGCUGAGUGAUGUGAUAUUUUAGUCUACGUGAAAACAUUUGUAUUGUAAUGAUGCUGUGACACUUGAUGUCAAUUAAAUUCCCUCCAUUUGA